Necator americanus (New World hookworm) is the source of this 1692-nucleotide messenger RNA. RefSeq lists its product as uncharacterized. Bases 1 to 1692 code for a protein of 563 amino acids. The record is from RefSeq and is a predicted model, not a curated record. Gene Ontology annotation, molecular function: translation initiation factor activity; RNA binding. Gene Ontology annotation, biological process: translational initiation; formation of translation preinitiation complex. NCBI's taxonomy places the organism in Eukaryota, Metazoa, Nematoda, Chromadorea, Rhabditida, Ancylostomatidae. The transcript has 16 exons.
AUGUUCAAAAAACCAUUUACUGUCAAGAAAAACACUAAUCUACGGAAUUCAGACACUAAGAAGCUUCUGCAACGCUUAUCUUCUGCUUUUGGUGACAUAUUACCGAAAAAGGCUCAGUACGCUCAGGCAAAGAUAGUCACCUCAAAUGGGACCACGCUAAAUCUAUAUAUUGUGGAUAAAGAACCGAUGUUCUUCGAUUUUGAUGCAGCGGGAGUUCUUUUCCCAACGAUAUAUUUCACUUGGAUUGGACCCGCUGUAUUUCCUAUGCUUGUUGUGCACGAGCAGGUUCUUCAUUACCUGGAGAACGGAGCGGACCUUAUGCUUCAAGGAGUAAUCCGAAAGGAAUUGAUUCCUUUGUACGAGUUCAAUUCUGGUGAUGCUGUGACAAUUUCGAUCCUCACUGAUGGCAAAAUAAUGGGACCCAUAGCUGUUGGUAUUACACUUAUGUCGUCCCGAGAGAUGAUAGCUAAUAAAUUUGAGGGUAAAGGCGUUCAAAUAUUACAUAUCUUCAGAGAUUUACUAUGGGAAUUUGGAUCGCGAACUGCACCACCAGUACAUGAAAUUAUUACAAUCUUCAAUACAGAAAAAAAACCUGAGCCAACCUUAGAUGAAGAGUUCCCACCUCUGGGUACAUUGUGUGUUAGUGAAAAGGAUGUCGAUCAAACCAGCGCUAUUUUGCAUGGGAUACAGCAGUCUUCUUCUGUCCAGGAUACGACUGACAUCCAGGUAGCAGAUAUCACGAAAGAACAACAGCUAGAGGAAUCAACGGAUGAUUUGCUAUAUCGCUGCUUCUUGGCUGCCCUGAAGUUCAGACUAGAAAAGCUGCCGAUGGAUGUUGGCCAGUUUUAUUCGCAAUGUCUGUUGAAAUGCGUACCCGCAACAAGACGGCUGGAUAUGAAGAAAACGAAGUACAAGAAAUUUGGGGUUUUCUUGGAAGAGGUAAAUAAGAUGGAAGACGGACCUAUCCUUCGAAUCAGGAAGGAGGGGAAGGGAGCAGAUACAAUAGAAGAGGUCUACAAAUCUCACCCUGCUUUGCGAUCAUUCACUGUAACUGAUGAGAUUAUCGCGGAUGAAGAGGAAGAGACUGGAAAAUCCGGACCUAAGAUCCAUGAAUACUACUCUGUGACUGAUGCAGUUCUACCGGUAUUAAAAUGUCGAGGUUUUGCUAAAGGUCAGCUACUGGAAGGCGGAGAGGUCCGAGAAAUUGUGACAGACUACGUGAAGAAAGAAGAACUGCACAACGGUAAAAUAGUCCGACUUAAUCCCAUUCUUGCUCAAGUUACGAGGAUCAGCGAUGAAUGUACGGAUUGGAAUACUCUCAUACAGAAAGUACAGAGUAAAAUGACAAAGACAUUUGUCCUGCGGAUGCCAGAUGGGCGAGAGCUUAUAAGGAAAAUCAAUAUGCCUAAAAUAGUUUUCAAGGUGGAAACGAGAUCUGGUAACAAGAAGGUGACGCUGAUAAACAACCUCGCGGUGUUUGGAAUAGAGCCAAAACGUUUUUGCCACCAAAUACAGAUUGAAGCGGCUACAAGUGCAACAACAGCUAGCGAAGCAGUGAAUUGUGAAGGUCCACAAGUGACAGUGUUAGGAAAUCAGGUCACAUACCUUGGUGAACUUCUCAUGAAGGAAUACGGAAUCGACAAGAAAUACAUAGAGGGCCUAGAUCUCGGUAUAAAGAAGAAACGGAAAUAA